Molecule: messenger RNA, 4044 nt
Organism: Penicillium atrosanguineum
Lineage: Eukaryota; Fungi; Ascomycota; Eurotiomycetes; Eurotiales; Aspergillaceae
Exons: 5
Coding region: 1-4044 (1347 amino acids)
Biological process (GO): arachidonate metabolic process
Cellular component (GO): membrane
Source: RefSeq, a predicted model, not a curated record
AUGCUGGGGUGGGGACUCAGGCAAUAUAUGCAGCAACAAAAAAUGGCGACAAGCACAGGCGGCUCAGCCCCAAAGAAAGAUCUAUGCCUGUUGGUCUUGGACGGGGGAGGUGUUCGCGGUCUGUCCAUGCUUUUGAUUCUCAAGCGCUUGAUGGAGGGAAUCGAUCCUUUGAACCCGCCUCGACCAUGUGAUUAUUUCGAUAUGAUCGGUGGCACCUCCACUGGAGGACUGAUCGCCUUGAUGCUGGGGCGUAUGAAAAUGACUGUGGACGAAUGCAUCAAGGCGUACUCUGCUCUGGCACCGUCAAUCUUCACCCACAUCAGACAUCGGAUCAAGCUUUCUAACGGUGAAACGCAAGGCCGAUUUGACCAUGACGCGAUGGAAUCCGGGAUCAAGGAACUUCUUUCUCAGAACGCGAUCGAUUCCGAGUCUCUGCUGAAGGCUUCAGUUGUGGAGGACUGCAAGACCUUCGUGUGUGCUACUAGCCGGGCAACCGCUCAAACCGUCGUUCUGUCAAGCUAUUAUAACGAGCGGAGAGGCUCCGAUCUAUUAAACUCUACGAAGAUCUGGGAAGCCGCCAGAGCCACAUCCGCCGCGACGACAUUCUUCGAGCCGAUUACAAUCAGCGAUGAGACCUUUGUCGACGGCGCCACGGGGGCAAACAAUCCUAUUCAGCACAUGUGGUCCGAGGCUGCGGAUGUGUGGGGAUUGCAGGACAAUCAGCUGGAAAACAACAUCAAAUGUCUAGUGUCUAUUGGAACCGGUAUUCCGUCUCUCGAGGCUUUUGGUCCCGGGUUGAAGGAUGUUGCCAGGGCACUCAAAAGCAUUGCGCUCGAGACAGAGGCAACCGCGGGUAUAUUCCGCAAACACCAUACCCAGCUGUUCCAGUCAGACAAGGCGUUCCGAUUCAACGUUGUCCGUGGUUUGGAAAACAUCGGGCUCGAAGAAGCAUCUCAGUUGGGUGCUAUCAAGGCAGCAACCAGGAACUAUGUGCAGAUGGAAGAGGUUCUGGUCGAUAUCAAGAAAUGUGCAUCCAACUUGCAGGAGCGUGAAUCCGUUGAAUCUGACAUUUCAGACUUGAAUGACGAGGAUAGCCACUCCACCAAAGAUGAUCUUCAAUGGCUCAAGCACACUCGGGACUAUGAGACAUGGAAGGAGAGAGGCUUUGGUCUUCUCUGUUCAGGGCACAUGGUCGCUGACUGGUUCUUCAACUCGAGGGGUGGAGAGAUUGGCAUUGCACAUGCAGCAUUCUUGCAAUCCAUCCUUUAUCAACUACUCUAUCAGAAUGAGGAUCUUUUUAAAGUGGCAGCCCCAUAUUAUCGUCAAAGGUCACCUCAUCCUGAGAAUGAAUGGGACGCCCAGACCCUGAGGGGUCUGCUAAAUGAGAUCAGCGCCACGGGUCUCCCAAUGGUGUGCAUCGUCGAUGCAAUGGACGAAACCCAUGCACUUGUCAACGAUCCCAAGAUCUGCAAGACUUGUCGGCCACGGAGCAUCAUGUAUCUAUUGACAACUCUUAUUUAUGACAUUCAACAGUCCAAAAUGAAGUUCAUUGUCCUCAGCCGCCCAGAUCCUGUCAUCGAAAUGGACUUUGUUGGAUUCCAAUCUUGCUGUCUUGAUGCCUACAGGAUUGUUUUGGAGCUUGAAAAUAAGAAUGACAUCAAUAUGGUUAUCGACAGAGGCCUUGAGUCUCUACGAGAAUCCCUACAUGCUUACGAGUCGGAGGAGGAACCGAAACUGAAAAAUGCGAAGCCGCGCAAAUACAAAGGCCUUGGAAUUGUCAAGUCCAUGCAAGUGGCCAGCAAAGAAGAGACUUCCUUGAAAAGCAUUCGAUCAUAUCUUAAAGAUAAUGCCGAUGGUGUUAUUCUUUGGGUUACUCUCAUUCUGCAAGAAUUAAGUGAUCACGCCUCUGGUGGGCUGUCGACCUUUGCGGAACUGGACAACCUGAUGAGAGGGCUACCGCGGAAACUCGACAUGUUUUAUGAAUAUAUCAUAGACAAAAUUCAGAAGCAGCAAAGUCCCGAGGAGCUGGCCAAAACUCGGAUGAUCUUGAUAUUGAUCGCCGGAUCCGUGACCAUCUUGCCGAUUUCGCUUCGGGAGAUGUGGGAAGCUCUAGCGGUCCCAAUCGAUGUGAAAGCUGCUUUAAAGUCGACUAUGGACCCAAUUGUUGAAAACCUGAUACCAAUAAAGUCCUGGGUCGGGUUCCGUCGACUACUUCGCCGCAAAUGUGGCCCGCUGAUCGAAGUCGUACCCUUGCGUCGAACUCCUCGGCACAUUUUGGAUCAGGGAGAUGACACCGACAUUGGUCCCGACGACAUUCUUCAGUUCAUUCAUCGUACGGUAAAGGACUUCUUCAAUAGCCCAGCACGGAAAGGAUACCUGCACUUCUCAGAUCAAGAUGCCCGCGAUGAGACCACCGCUAUUGCCAAAAGAUAUAUUCAGAUAACCUUCCCCGAUGAGGAGACAUUGUACGGGCCUCCAAUACCAGCGAAACCCAGAAGCUCCUGGAAAACCAAUAUCCGUGACUAUGUCGACUAUCUAGAGAAAAGAAAUUUCCUUAGUUUGGCCAAGAACAUGUUAUGUCAAACCGAGACGGCACAGGUGACCACUCUCGGAAUAUACGCCUCUAUCGACAAGCUCAUAUACCUUCCCCGUGACCCAGAAACCUCUCUCUACAUCGAUGCCAAAAAUGCAAGACGAAUUGUAGGCAAAAACAUAUUGUUCUACCCUGCUUGUACCCCGACCUUUGACCGUGGCCGUGGUGGCAGUGUAGAAUCACCCGUUCUGGGACAGGCCGUUCGCUACGCUUGUGCAAAUGGCUUCGUUGUGGCAAUGCGAAACAUGAUGAUAAUAACCCAACUCCACGGUGAAACCUUACUACAAGACUAUGCCAUUUAUAACGGCGCGCUUGUCGCUUGUAUUGAGGCAGGUCAACUCGAUCAAAUACAGUCUCUUACAAGGAGGCAGAGACAUCAAUAUCAAUAUCUCCACGGAACAAAACAUAUACCCCGUUGGCCCGUUGGCUCUUAUGUUGAGUCUGCACAUCUUGAUCCCUUCAUUCAGCUGGCAAUACAAUCGGGCCAAGAGGAAAUCGUUGAAUUCCUGUUCAACCAUACCGACCAUUACUACGCCCGUCAAAAUGCCGUGAUCGACUUUGCAGUUACAAAGGAGGAUAUCAGAGCUGACGACGACCGUCCCGGCUACUUUGAUCCAUUUCUUAGGAGCCUGUCAGAUGUGGCAGAGCCUUCCAAACGCGCUGCUGAAACCAGUAAAUCCGGCAUUCUCGGCAUGAUGAACAAUUUGAAGAAAGCAUUCAAGUCGUCUUUCAACAGGAAACAUCGGACGGCUGGACGUCCUUCUUGGCUGGAACCCAAGUUGCCUCGCUCCUCGAAUAGCUCGGGAUCUCUCGACUCUCUGGAUCAAGUGCAAUCUUCGGAUGAACUGGACGUACCGAAAUUCACUCGUACCCAGGUAGAAGCCGGCUUCCCCGGAGUGUCAUUCGGCAAACCUAAAGACCUCGAUAUAGUGCCCUCGGAAUCCGACUCAAAAGAGCCAAGGCCAGCACCCGACCUGGCUUGCGUCCUAGAUCUACAUUUUGAGAAUGACAGCGAGGCAUUCCUUGACUUCAAUGACCUCGACGACCUUCCCCUUCCGGCAGUAGAGACUCAUAGACCCAAAAGGGAUAGCACGGAGAUAGAAAAUAGUGCUAACAGGUCUGGACACACUCGUCCGGGAGAAAAGGAUCCAGAUGAGUCCGAUAGGGAGGUACUCAUUCAGCCAAGGCGCCACGAUCCCGCGGGAAUUGAACACGAGCGAAAGGAAUUUCUGGAGUUGAAAAUUUUCUGCCUAGAAAUGGCAAGAGAAAAGCGCAAGUCCCGGAGUGACCGGGACAUUUCAGUCGAUGAGAUCCGUGAGGCCAUUCAAUUGGUCAUCGACGCCAUGAAUGACAAUGAUCCUGGAGAUGGUGGUGUUUACUAUGACAAUCUAGAAGAGGCCGCUUUCAAUCCCUUUGUCGAACGCUAUGCCAUGUCGGGCCGUCGCCGGUAA